Drepanopeziza brunnea f. sp. 'multigermtubi' MB_m1 is the source of this 1962-nucleotide messenger RNA. The record is from RefSeq and is a predicted model, not a curated record. NCBI's taxonomy places the organism in Eukaryota, Fungi, Ascomycota, Leotiomycetes, Helotiales, Drepanopezizaceae.
AUGAUCUUUCACAGACAUAUUGCAUCUCCAUUGCGUCCUCUUCCUCGUCUUCCUCCUCGUCCUCGUCCUCGUCCUCCUCCUCCUCCUCGUCCUCCUCCUUGUCCUCCUCCUCGUCUUCGUCUUCGUCUUCGUCUUGGUAAUGCGGCCAUGUCCCAAGAUAUCUCUGCCGCCCUCAUAAGUAGCCCAAUCCCGGUCGCCCUUUUUCCACAGGAUAGGGACGGGUCUGACCAGGCAAGCGUACUACCGGUAGUCGCUACUUCGAACAUGAAUCAAGGUCUAGAACCCCUGUCGCCUUUAUGUGAAAGCCAAAAUCUGCCGACACCGAUACCGACACCGUCACCGUCACCGUCACCGUUAUUUUCAUUAUCGCCUUCAUCGUCGCCUUUACCGUCGCCCUCGUCCUUCGCUGCUAUCAGAUCAUCUCCAAGUCAUCCUCAUUCCCACGAUGCUAAGAGCAUCGUACAGAACGGUGUAGCUGCAUCUACAUCUCCGCCGGCUGUCCCGGCUUCCAGCUGCUCUUCAACGCUUCCGGUGGAUGGAGUGAGCCCAAAGAAUCAUUCUACAGUCGCGCCACCCUCCCAGAUCACUUUAGGGAGUCCUCCUGAUAUCCUUUCAUCGCAACCCCCCCUCUCAAAUACCUCAGCGACUACCCCGAAUCCCGCAUCUCAAUCAACGCCAAAGCCUACAUCUGAUUCAUCGGCUACGGGUGCAGUUAUGCCUGUACCUAACACCGACGAGAGCGAACCAUUACGAGACGACGCUAUGAGAGGCAGAGCGAAGGCGGCUUUCGACGAAGCUGUGAAAAACAGCAGGGCCAAGGCCAUACUAGAGGCGAGAGAAGCACAUCGCAGGCGUAACUAUGCCUCCACGAGCGCCCUCACCGACUACGAAGCAGACCUUACAGGCAAGGAUCGCGCGAAGCAAAAGGAAGCGGUCAAGAGAUACCUGGGUGAAAAAGUCAAGAAUGAUUGGAGCUGGGAGUGGCCACGGCCAGAACCAUCGCCCGUAGGAUCGGUUGAGCCUCCUGUGAAGCAGCCUGAGCCCGAGCAGUCAUCAGAACCUCCAGAAGCCGAAGUAGCAGACGAGGUUGAUCUACUGGAGAGUAAUUUCGUCGAGGAUCAUUCUGAACACUCCCAAGGAGAAUGGAAAGAAAGAGACGAGUGGUUGAGCAAUGCCAGUGACGAAGAUGACCUGAAGGUGCCCGCUCCAAGAAAUACAGCCUCAAGCCACGAUACGCCUACACCGACAAGCAAGAAUAGUCCCACACCUCCAAUCAGUGUAGAAUCCGUGGGAGAAACGACCAACAACGCUCGAGAAGAGCGAAAGUGUCGGCGGAAGAAGCGUCUGGCGGACGAGUUGAUCUGGAAUGAUGGGUUGAGAUGCUUUGUUGCUCGGCGAGAUAACUGGACUGGUGCAAGGAAGGUCAAAAGGCAGUCGUCUGCAUUCCCUUCAGCCAAGAAGACUCCCACGAGAGGCUCUCUGUCUAGUGCGGAUCGGCUUGACUCUGAUGCAGCCGAUCUAGAAGACGAUGAUACUUUAUGGGAAGACGAUGUUGAGGUCCCCAUCGCGCCUCCCAUUCUUCCUCCUGACAAUGCCAUGCGAGCAUCCAUCCUCCCUUCGGCGUACAACACCAUCUACGACAAGGUGGUCGUCCAAGCUCUCUCGCCUAGCUGUCCCAUGAACCUGAAGGAUGUCACCAGGAGCUGUGUCCAGGGGUGGAAGCGUGACGGGGAAUGGCCACCUGAAGCCAGCGUGCCCGACACCUUGAGGAAGAAGGCUAGGAAGUUGAGCGUGGCGAGCAUCUUGGGACUUAAUGAAAGGGAGAGGGCUGCCGCUUCCGCUCCCAAGGAAGAACGGGACGCGAAGAACCGGACCCACGACAAAGAUGACAAGGAUGGGAAGGGUGGCAGUCUCCGGAAUAGCCUUCAGAAGAUGCUGCAUUUGGGCAAGCGAGGGGCUUGA